This is a messenger RNA of Lotus japonicus, 1214 nucleotides long. RefSeq names its product xyloglucan endotransglucosylase/hydrolase 1-like. The transcript has 4 exons. Gene Ontology annotation, cellular component: apoplast; cell wall. Bases 66 to 947 code for a protein of 293 amino acids. Gene Ontology annotation, molecular function: hydrolase activity, hydrolyzing O-glycosyl compounds; xyloglucan:xyloglucosyl transferase activity. Gene Ontology annotation, biological process: cell wall biogenesis; xyloglucan metabolic process. Lineage: Eukaryota; Viridiplantae; Streptophyta; Magnoliopsida; Fabales; Fabaceae. The record is from RefSeq and is a predicted model, not a curated record.
CAGGAUCUAAUGCUUAUAAAUACCCUUUAGUGGCUCAACCUUCUACUCAACUUGUGACUCAGAAAAUGGGUUCUCAGAUUUGGACCCUGUUUCUGAUUCUUGCAUCACUGGCUUGUGCUGCUCAUUGCGCCGCCCCACGGACACCAGUGCCGGUUCCAUUUGGCCGUAACUACUACCCCACUUGGGCUUUUGAUCACAUCAAAUACUUCAAUGGAGGUUCUGAGAUUCAGCUCCAUCUUGACAAGUACACUGGCACUGGCUUCCAAUCCAAAGGUUCAUACUUGUUUGGUCACUUCAGCAUGGACAUAAAGAUGGUUCCUGGAGAUUCAGCUGGCACAGUCACUGCUUUCUAUUUAUCUUCCCAAAACUCAGAGCACGAUGAGAUAGACUUUGAGUUCUUAGGGAACAGAUCAGGACAACCUUACAUUCUGCAAACAAAUGUUUUCACCGGAGGUAAAGGUGACAAAGAACAAAGAAUCUUUCUCUGGUUUGAUCCUACAAAAGCCUUCCACAGAUACUCUGUUCUCUGGAACUUGUAUCAGAUUGUGUUCUUUGUGGAUGAUGUCCCAAUCAGGGUGUUCAAGAACAGCAAGGAUUUGGGUGUGAGAUUCCCAUUUGACCAACCAAUGAAGAUCUACAACAGCUUAUGGAAUGCAGAUGAUUGGGCAACAAGGGGUGGUUUGGAGAAAACAGAUUGGUCCAAAGCUCCAUUCAUUGCAUCAUACAAAGGCUUCCACAUUGAUGGGUGUGAAGCUUCAGUGAAUGCUAAAUUCUGCGCCACCCAGGGGAAGAGUUGGUGGGACCAACCGGAGUUCCGCGACCUUGACGCUGCUCAGUGGCGGAGGCUCCGGUGGGUCCGCCAGAAAUACACCAUCUAUAACUACUGCACUGACAGGAAGCGCAUUCCUAUACUGCCCCCAGAGUGCAAAAGAGACCGUGACAUUUAAAUUUGAAUUUCAAUUUACCAUUAGUAUUUUUAUCUCAUUUGCUUUCUUCAUCACUAUGUCACAUUGUCACUGAUGCAUUAUUAGUAAGAGGUUCCAAAUUUAUCUAUAUCAUAAGUUAUAUGAAUAUCCAUUCUAUUGUUUGAUGGUGGCCUGUAAUUAAAGAAGUGGAGUUUGAGCAUAAACUCUAUGACUAUGUAUUUGUAAUUUGAUUUCAUUCCUCUAUGACAUAUCACAUUCAUAAAAUCAUACCAUAUGGUACUUCUACUA